Molecule: messenger RNA, 1773 nt
Organism: Aspergillus bombycis
Lineage: Eukaryota; Fungi; Ascomycota; Eurotiomycetes; Eurotiales; Aspergillaceae
Product: bifunctional fumarylacetoacetate hydrolase/alpha/beta hydrolase family protein
Exons: 1
Coding region: 1-1773 (590 amino acids)
Molecular function (GO): acetylpyruvate hydrolase activity
Source: RefSeq, a predicted model, not a curated record
AUGGCAACAUCCCCCUCUACCAAUUACUGCGCUUACAUCGACCCCAACUCCGGGCAGCAUCGAAUUGGCCAUCUUGACCUGUCGACAGAGCAGAUUCAUCCUCUUGUUUUCUUGUCCGGCACUCGAAUCUCCGAUUUGUACCAAGUGAUCGAAGCGGGAGAGGAGAAUAUCCAGCUAGGAAGAGGGGACUCCAUCCCCUUAUCUCAAGUUAAACUCCUCCCGCCGAUAUCUGGCCGGGAUAUCCUGGCAGUCGGGAAGAACUAUGUCGAACAUGCGAAAGAGUUCAAUUCCUCAGGAUUUGAUUCAUCAGAUAAGAACGAUCAACCAACGUUCCCAGUGAUCUUCACCAAACGCGCAACGUCUAUCAUUGCCCAUGGAGAGCAGGUCCUCCUUCAUACUGGUUUCACCGAGACACCAGACUAUGAAGGCGAGAUCGGAGUGAUCAUCGGCAAAGCCGGACACAAGAUCCCCGAGUCCGAAGCAAUGGAUUAUGUCUGGGGUUACACCAUCAUCAACGAUUUCACUGCCCGGGAAAAGCAGAGAGACCAUAAACAAUUCUACAUCGGCAAGUCUCCAGACACAUUCUGUCCUAUUGGGCCCGUUGCGGUUCCAAAAGAGCACCUUCCUACCAAUCUCCAAUUGCAAACUUUCGUCAACGGAGAGAAGAGGCAGGAGGCCACACUCGACCAGCUAAUCUUCAGUAUCCCAACGCUGGUCUCCUGCUUAUCCCAGGGCCAAACACUACAACCAGGAGACACCCUUGCAACCGGCACACCGUACGGUGUUGGAUUCGGCUUCCGACCCAUGAAAUUCCUCCAAGCUGGAGAUGAAGUGAAAGUCUCUGUAACCGGACUGGGAACCCUCACAAACUACAUGGCAGCCACCGAUACCAUCAACCCAACCGUUGAGCGCGUGAAAUCCCAAUCCUCAAUCCCAGUAUCCAACCAAAAGGCUCGAGGCCAUGAAGGGCUCGUGAAAGUUGGUACCAAAGAGCUCUUCACUCAAGUCCAAGGACAAACCGAAGGACCGCCGAUCGUCUUCAUACACGGCCUCGGCGGCUCAUCAACCUAUUUCAGUCCGCUUGUCGCGAAACUAUCAUCCACACAUGCUCUUUACCUAAGUGACCUCGAAGGUCACGGCCUAUCCCCAACCAACGCGCUCAGCGAAAUCACUAUCGCAUCACUCGCCUCCGACAUCCGCGAGGUAUACCACAACGCUCGUCCCGAUCGCAAACCGGCAACAAUCAUCGCUCACUCGAUGGGCUGCCUCGUUGCCAUGAAGCUUGCCCUCGAAAAUCCAGAAUUAGUCUCCUCUCUAAUUCUAAUGGGACCACCCCCAUCGCCGUUGCCGGAAGCCGGCAGUGCUGGAAGCUUUGCGCGUGCCGAAUUGGUCCGCAAUCAGGGCAUGGUGGCGGUUGCUGACGCUGUUGUGAACGCGGGAUUAUCGCCCAAGACAAGGGAGAGCAAUCCAUUAGCGGUCGCAGCUACACGCAUAUCAUUGCUCGGGCAAGACCCAGAGGGAUAUGCGAAAGCAUGCACGGCUCUGGCGAAGUCUGCCAAGGAGACACUAGAUACACGAAGCUUGACUUGUCCGACGCUAAUCCUCACGGGUGAUCAUGAUGCUAUCAGUCCACCGAGUUUAUGCUUUUCUUACGGGGAGAGUAUUAAAAACUCUGAAGUUCAGGUGCUGGAGACUGUCGGACAUUGGCAUUUGUUUGAAGAUGUUGAGGGGGUUUCCGGUGCGGUUUAUACUUUUCUAGAAAGGUUGCAGUAG